Molecule: messenger RNA, 672 nt
Organism: Alternaria postmessia
Lineage: Eukaryota; Fungi; Ascomycota; Dothideomycetes; Pleosporales; Pleosporaceae
Exons: 3
Coding region: 1-672 (223 amino acids)
Source: RefSeq, a predicted model, not a curated record
AUGAAGCGGCGAGAAUUCCAAUACAGCACAUACGAUCAGUCGCCUUGGAUCAACCGCCGUAUUCUCGACGGACUUACCGAACGAGAAUUACACCUAGCAUGUCGCCACAUCCUGUUAGACUCUAAGCCGUCCCAUCAUGGCCUGAGGAGCAAAAGCUCUGAGCUUGACUUUGGUGGGCUUGGCCGACAGAAGAAGAGCACUGUACAAGCCCCCGAGAUAAGCGUACACAUGCCCAUCAGCGCGCUCGCAGAACUGUCGUCAAGUUCCUUGAUCGGCGGACGAGGACCCAACAUCAAGACACGAACUCGACCGAAAGCAAACAUGAAGGCAAGAGCAAGGAGCUAUAGAGGAGCCCCUGCAUGCGCGGAUAGUAAUGGCAAGCGAGCCGCUUUCAGACGACUUGAUGAACGGGGCGCUCAGAAGCAGGGGAAGUUAAGAACGCACGACAAGGUUCCCAGCUAUGUACCGCAGUGGACUAACGACUGCGGCCAAGACGUUACGCUACCCGUAGUAGUCAUUUCAUCCCUCACGAACGCCAAUAUGUCGUCAUCACGACCGGCUGGUCUUCUAAUAGAGAAGGAGAAUGUCGAAAAGGAUGUCUCAGUGCAGGAACGCAGCACAGGUGCAUCACCUGUGGCACGCUAUAUAUCUCGUUUGUUUGUUAUAGUCUAG